AUGGAUGAAGAUGAGAAGUCGGGAAGUGUCUCCACUGAGGAGUCGUCGUCCGAAGUUUCGUUGGAAUUGGUUGUUGAUAAGUCUAAAACAAUGAAGAUACAGGCGGAGAGUGGAGUGGAUAUGAAUCUCUACGACUUUGACUUAGACACGAUCAAAGACAAGCCUUGGUUAAAGCCGGGAGCAGACAUAACAGACUAUUUUAACUAUGGAUUUACAGAAAAAACCUGGAAGAAGUACUGUGAUAUGCAGAGAGAAAUCCGAGGGUUUGUUGAAAGAGAGGAAAGCAAUAUGAGUCGUAACGAAAGAGAUCACAGAUACGACCAAAGACCAGACGAUAGAUAUGGAAAGAGAAGAAGAAUAGAAGGAGAUAGAUAUGCCAGAGGAUAUGGCAGAAGAUACUACUGA
Messenger RNA from Vittaforma corneae ATCC 50505, 405 nucleotides. RefSeq lists its product as uncharacterized. The record is from RefSeq and is a predicted model, not a curated record. Lineage: Eukaryota; Fungi; Microsporidia; Nosematidae. Gene Ontology annotation, molecular function: RNA binding. The coding region runs from base 1 to 405 and encodes 134 amino acids. The transcript has a single exon. Gene Ontology annotation, cellular component: mRNA cleavage and polyadenylation specificity factor complex.